Messenger RNA from Ambispora gerdemannii, 723 nucleotides. NCBI's taxonomy places the organism in Eukaryota, Fungi, Glomeromycota, Glomeromycetes, Archaeosporales, Ambisporaceae. The record is from the annotation of a GenBank genome assembly.
AUGCAUCUUUUACUCCGCUCUAGUAAACCCAAAAAUCUUCGUUAUUUGUUUGUAGCGCAUCAUAAUCAUAUAUUUACUGGAAAAUUAAAUGAUAAUUUGUCAUGGCGCAGUCAACAUACUGCAGCAGGAUCAUCUAAUGACAAUAAUCCUGAUGAUAAUAAAACUCGAAAAAAGUCGAGACCACUAACAGAGCAUGAAAAAUCGAUAAUUAGUUCAAUGAUUAGAGUCGACCAUGCUGGUGAGAUUGGCGCAGAUUGGAUUUACAGAGGACAGAUGGCGGUGUUGGGAAAAGAUAAAGUUGUGGGACCUGUGAUCCAGGAAAUGUGGGAUCAGGAAAAAUAUCACUUAUCCACAUUCGAUGAAAUUAUUUCACGGCAUAGAGUCAGACCAACUUUCUUACGUCCUAUUUGGGAAACGACUGGUUUUCUUUUAGGUGCAGGGACCGCAUUGCUAGGCAAAGAAGCUGCAAUGGCUUGUACUGAGGCUGUCGAAACGACCAUCGGAGAGCAUUAUAAUGACCAAUUGAGGGAAUUGAUAAAGUUUGAAAACAAUGAAGAAAUCACGGAAUUGACUCAGGUAAUCAAAAAAUUUCGCGACGAUGAAUUACAUCAUCUUGAUACCGCAGUUGAUCAUGACGCUCAAAAGGCCCCAUUUCAUGGCCCACUGACUGCUAUAAUCAAUAAUGGAUGCAAAGCAGCAAUAUGGAUAGCUACUCGAAUUUAA